Molecule: messenger RNA, 1818 nt
Organism: Drosophila ficusphila
Lineage: Eukaryota; Metazoa; Arthropoda; Insecta; Diptera; Drosophilidae
Product: putative fatty acyl-CoA reductase CG5065
Exons: 7
Coding region: 180-1679 (499 amino acids)
Biological process (GO): long-chain fatty-acyl-CoA metabolic process
Cellular component (GO): peroxisome
Molecular function (GO): alcohol-forming very long-chain fatty acyl-CoA reductase (NADP+) activity
Source: RefSeq, a predicted model, not a curated record
UUCGAGCGUCGCAGCGGGCACAUCGAUUUGAUCCCCCACUUUCUGAACACGAUUCGAGCGAUUCAGUCCGAUCCGAACAACUAAAGUCUCGCAUUUAUUCGCGUGCGCGAGUGUCGAGUUUGAUACAAAUAUUGCAAGUGUUUUAAGUGAGGAGGAGAAUCCGAAACUCUCGAGCCAAGAUGACGGUGGACCUAUCGCCCGUGCAGGAGUACUACAAGGACAAGACGAUCUUCAUCACCGGGGCGUCCGGGUUCAUGGGCAAGGUGCUGCUGGAGAAGCUGCUCUACUCCUGCCACUCGCUCAAGGAGGUGAUCAUCAUCUGCCGGCCGAAGCGCGGCAAGGCACCCGAGACGCGGCUGGAGGAGAUGUUCAAGCUGCCCAUCUUCCAGCGCAUCAAGGACGAGCGACCGGAGAUGCUCAAGAAGGUGACCAUCUACCAGGGCGACGUGACCUUUGACCAGCUGGGCCUCAGCGGCGAGAGCCUCAAGCACGUGACCGAGAGCACCAACAUCGUGUUCCACAUGGCGGCCACCCUCAAGCUGGAGGGCAACCUCCGGGACGCCAUCGACAUGAACCUGCUGGGCACCCGGCGCGCCCUCAACGUGGCCAAGGAGAUGAAGCAGCUGGAGGCCUUCAUCCACCUGUCGACGGCCUUCUGCAACUGCGACCAGGAGGUGAUGUACGAGAAGGUGUACGAGUUCCCGCACAAGCCCGAGGACCUCAUGCGCCUGGCCGAGUGGAUGGACGUGAAGACCCUGGACGCGAUCACCCCGGACCUGCUGAAGCCGCACCCGAACACCUACACCUACUCGAAGCGGCUGGCGGAGCUGCUGGUGCGCGACCACUACGAGUCCAUGCCCGUCAUCAUCGCCCGUCCCAGCAUCGUCUCCCCGGCUGCCUACGAGCCGCUGCCCGGAUGGGUGGACAACCUGAACGGACCCACCGGCCUGAUGAUCGGCUGCGGCAAGGGCGUCAUCCGGUCCGUGCUGGUCAACCAGAAGAACAAGGCCGAGGUGAUACCCGUGGACUACGCCAUCAACGGGCUGCUCGUCAUCCCCUACGAGUUCAACAAGCAGGCCAAGCGCCCGGCCAACGUGCCCGUGUACAACAUCACGAACGCGGACCACCGCAAGAUGCCCAUGGGCACCGUGGUCGAGAUGAGCAAGCGCAUCAACAAGCAGGUCCCGUUCAACGCCGGCCUCUGGUACCCGGACCCCUGCGUGACCACCAACCACUACUACCACAGCUUCAACGUGGCCCUGUUCCACUGGCUGCCCGCCUACUUCCUGGACUUCCUCAUGCUGAUCCUUGGCCAGAAGCGAUUCAUGCUGAGGGUGCAGGAGAAGAUCUCCACUGGGCUGGGGGUCCUGCAGUUCUUCACGCUGAACGCCUGGUGCUUCCGGUCCGACAACUACGCCUCGCUCUGGGACAAGCUCAACGAGGAGGACAAGGCGAUCUUCAACAUGAACAUGAACACCACGGACACCGAGGAGGAGUACAUGAUCGAGUGCGCCAAGGGCGCGCGCAAGUUUAUUCUCAAAGAGAAGGACGAGGACAUUCCCAGGGCCCGCGUGCACAUGAAGAUCCAAUGGGUCGUGGACGUCGUGUGCAAGACGCUCAUCGUGGGUCUGUUCCUCUACUACCUCCUCAAGUGGACGGGGGUGCUGGCCCUGUUCUGAGCUCCCAGUUCCAGUUCACGGCGGACUCGCACUGGUUUGGUGGUCACAGGCAUUUAGUUAAUCCUAGCUUAGUUUUAGUUACGCAUAUUCGAGGUUUUGAAUCCAAAUAAAAAACGAUCAUAGGUUGCUGAACACAUGA